Molecule: messenger RNA, 1445 nt
Organism: Ylistrum balloti
Lineage: Eukaryota; Metazoa; Mollusca; Bivalvia; Pectinida; Pectinidae
Product: probable endonuclease 4
Exons: 7
Coding region: 1-1323 (440 amino acids)
Biological process (GO): base-excision repair
Cellular component (GO): nucleus; mitochondrion
Molecular function (GO): DNA-(apurinic or apyrimidinic site) endonuclease activity; zinc ion binding; phosphoric diester hydrolase activity
Source: RefSeq, a predicted model, not a curated record
AUGGUCAGAGGAAGAAGAAAUACAAAUACACAAAAUGAUGUUGACAAACAAGAUUGUCCAUCAAAAACGAAGACUGAAGGAACGAAAGCAAGCAUACUAAAGAACAAAGCCGACUGUGGUGAAGACAGUGGAACCCGGAGGAAAAAGAGAAAGUCCGAUGUAGAUGUUGUUGAAAAUAAAGGGGAAGGAAAGGAAGUGGGUUUAAAGAAAAGCAAAGUUUCAACCAGGAUCAAGUCAAGUGUUGGUGACAAGUUGAAAAACGGUAAUAUCCGUGGAAAAGUAAAACAAGAAGUCGAGAGAACUGUUAAAAAAGAACCAGCAGGUGAAAGUGACGUUGCCAAGAAACCAGUGGGACAGAAGACGAGAAAAGUGUCAAAACAAGCAGCGAAAUCUGCGGUAAAGAUUAAAAGUCAACCAAAGUGUGCCAGUCUGCCUGCCAUUUCUAAAUUUAACCUGUCAUCUCAUAAGUGUGCGAAACGUGUAGGAGCUCAUGUUUCCAUUGCAGGUGGCCUCUAUAAUGCUGUAGAUGCUGCUGUUUUUCAUGGAGCAAAAGCAUUUGGAUUGUUUCUGAAAUCACAACGACAGUGGAAUUCAAAGCCAUUGCUUGAUAAAGAUGCAGAAAAAUUUAGAAAUGCGUAUCAGGAAGCAGGAUUCUCCCCAGGUGACAUCCUCCCUCAUGGCUCUUACCUGAUGAAUUGUGGUUCGUCUAACCCAGAAACCCUCCAGAAAAGUAGGGAUACCCUUGUUGAUGAACUUCAGAGAUGUGAAAAGCUUGGUCUGACGCUGUACAACUUCCAUCCUGGAUCAAGCUGUGGCAAUAUCACCACUGACCAAUCACUAGCCCUGAUUGCUGAAAGUAUCAACAUGGCUCACACAAAGACCAAAUUUGUCAUAACAGUCAUAGAAAAUAUGAGCUGUCAAGGUAGCACAGUUGGAGGAAAAUUCCAGGAAUUGAGAGAAAUCAUUGACAAGGUGAAGAAUAAGGCUAGAAUUGGAGUGUGUCUUGACACUUGCCAUGCUUUUGCUGCAGGUCAUGACCUGUCCAGUCAGUCUGGAUUUGAAAAGAUGAUGGCGGAGUUUGGGACAGUAGUUGGUUUUCAGUACCUAAAGGCUAUGCACCUUAAUGAUUCUAAAGGUACUGUGGGUUGUCACCUUGACCGCCAUGAGAACAUAGGACGUGGCCACAUUGGGAUUGAAGGCUUCAGACGUGUCAUGUGUGAUCCCAGAUUCAACAAUAUGCCCAUGAUUCUAGAAACACCACCUGCCUCAGACGACAUUUACACAAAAGAGAUUAAACUGUUACAUUCCAUUUGUAAAUCAUAAAAGGGAACAAUUUAUUUCAUAAAGGACGAUUCUUUCAUGUUCCACCCAACAGCCUUUGCAAAAACUACACCUUUGCCAAGCUAUCAGCAUUAAGUUGAAUUAAUCAAUCAACUUUUAGAUCA